AAUUAAAAUGAAAAAGGCUGGGGAUGUAGCUCAAUAGAUCAGUGGUAAAGCGCCCCCAGGUUAAAUCCCCGGUUUUAAAAAAAAAAGUUUUUGCGAAAACUACAGAACAGACUCAGACGGGUAAUUUGAAUUUAUUUUACUGGUCUGAAGAAAAAUCCUCGCUUGAGAUGAGAUGCAACUUUCUAGGGGAAACUAAGGCGACUCAAUGGUCUACGUAUUUUGUAGUCCUCCGAAAUGGAGGAAGGAUUUAUUCACGAAGCAAGAUACCUUUAACGUUUCUCCGAAACUUCGAGGGCACAAUGGGUAUCCAUCGAGAUGGCAGGAUAUUCAGCGAACCAAAAUAUUUCACUAGAUCCCCUAGCUCUGUUAAAAAAGAGAGCGGGUCUAUUCACGUGGACCGUCCAGAUCGCACACUCGGCCUUCGAUUGGUCGGGCCUGCUCCGGGUCCGGAAAAAAGCGGAAGCGCGCUCUUUUAAAGUCGCCGUUCGAACGUCGAGGGACGCUGGCCACUUCCGGCUUAGCCAUGGCGGCUAACGCUACAACCAACCCGUCGCAGCUGCUGCCGCUAGAGCUUGUGGACAAGUGUAUAGGAUCAAGAAUUCACAUUGUGAUGAAGAGUGAUAAGGAAAUUGUUGGAACACUUCUAGGAUUUGAUGACUUUGUCAAUAUGGUGCUGGAAGAUGUCACUGAAUUUGAAAUCACACCAGAAGGAAGAAGGAUUACUAAAUUAGAUCAGAUUUUGCUAAAUGGAAAUAAUAUAACAAUGCUGGUUCCUGGAGGUGAAGGACCUGAAGUAUGAAAGAAUUUCCUUGACUUAUGCUAGAUUCCAUUUUGUUUUAUAAUGGCAACAAAAUAGAUUUUUUUUUAAUCUUCUAAUGUUUAGAUUCUCUAAAGCUAAUUUUCCCGUUAAAGGGAAAUGCUUUGAAGAUGUAUUGUAUAACCAUUUUUCUAAGUUAAUCAUGAUUAUCUUGGAAAAAGAAGAAAUUAGUGUGUUUUUUGAAGACAAAAAUAAAGGUGUUUUUGGUUAACUGUUAUUUAUUACACUACAGUAGCCAGAGGAACAAAGA
Molecule: messenger RNA, 1067 nt
Organism: Sciurus carolinensis (gray squirrel)
Lineage: Eukaryota; Metazoa; Chordata; Mammalia; Rodentia; Sciuridae
Gene: Lsm5
Product: LSM5 homolog, U6 small nuclear RNA and mRNA degradation associated
Exons: 5
Coding region: 524-799 (91 amino acids)
Biological process (GO): mRNA splicing, via spliceosome
Cellular component (GO): U4/U6 x U5 tri-snRNP complex; U6 snRNP; Lsm1-7-Pat1 complex
Molecular function (GO): RNA binding
Source: RefSeq, a predicted model, not a curated record